Molecule: messenger RNA, 279 nt
Organism: Puccinia graminis f. sp. tritici CRL 75-36-700-3
Lineage: Eukaryota; Fungi; Basidiomycota; Pucciniomycetes; Pucciniales; Pucciniaceae
Exons: 2
Coding region: 1-279 (92 amino acids)
Source: RefSeq, a predicted model, not a curated record
AUGACAAACUAUCCCGGUCUUUUCUUGGGCGAUGAAGGCUUCAUCGACCAAGGAUCUCAUAUAAGGUGGGGUGGCAAAUUAUCCUUGGGUGAUGAAGCCGUGAUCACCCAAGGAUAUCGUGCCCUGGGAGAUGAAGGCUUCAUCACCCAAGGCAAGAUGGUGAUGAGGGCUUCAUCACCCAAAGCAUGUUCCUUGGUCGAUGAAGCCUUCAUCGCCCAGGGCACAAUAUCCUUGGGUGAUCACGGCUUAAUCACCCAAGACAUGUUCUUGGUCAGAUGA